UCGGAGGUGAAUGACAACGUGGCCUAUGAGAUGAUUCAAAGCGGACAUGGCGGAGAUAGAGCAUACACAGCGUUAAAACUUGAUUCAUCCCACUCCUUCGCCAUUGCUAAUGAAAACGUGACAUUCUUCACCAUACUUGGCUCGAUUGGACGGGGUGACUUCGGCGUGGUAUGGAAAGGAGACCUCCGCUCAAAACAAAAUCAUCUCGAUGUUGUUAUUAGGCAAAUACCAGACCGCGUGACGAAAUCAUUACAAGUACUUCAAGCCAUCAAGAUACUUCACAAGCUAUCGGAUCAACCAAAUAUUGUCAAAUGUCUCGGAUAUUGUAAAGAACAGGGUAGUAUUCUCUAUGAGUUCAUCUCAGGGGGUACACUCCUUACCCAUCUACAGACUUCAGGGGUGCAAUCUCAACCCAUGUACAGCAAUCUCAAACCAAACGGUGUUCGUAUUGAUGAGGGUACACUACUUAACCUGGCUUGGCAGGUUGCUAAAGGAAUGCAGUUCCUCUCAUCUAACAGGAUUAUUCACGGAACUCUCUGUGCUCACAAUGUGUUACUAGGAAAACGAAAACAAUGUAAGAUAUCAGAUUAUGGAUUAUCCAACUCACUGUUUUCUGACCAAGGCAAAGCCACGAGAUGGAGUUCACCAGAAACCAUGGUAACGAGUGACCCAACAACAGAUGGAGACAUCUGGUCUUUUGGUAUCGUCUUGUGGGAAAUCGUAACGUUAGGUGCAAGGCCAUAUCCUAAUAUGACGUUUACCACUGUCCAGUCGAAGGUUGCUAAUGGUUACCAGAUGCCACGCCCUCGUCACUGUGCACAAGAAGUGUAUGCUAUUAUGACUGGAUGUUGGGAAAAGGACCCCACAAAUAGGAACAACUUUGACCGGAUCCUGAAAGAUUUGGAAAGGAUUCUAGAAAAGACUCAUAAUUACCUGUCGCUAAAUGACUUGGAUGAACGGUUGUACGCGUCUGCUAUUGAAAUUUGA
Messenger RNA from Lytechinus variegatus (green sea urchin), 987 nucleotides. Its product is annotated as tyrosine-protein kinase receptor Tie-1-like. The coding region runs from base 31 to 987 and encodes 318 amino acids. The record is from RefSeq and is a predicted model, not a curated record. Gene Ontology annotation, cellular component: signaling receptor complex. The transcript is spliced from 10 exons. Gene Ontology annotation, molecular function: ATP binding; transmembrane receptor protein tyrosine kinase activity. NCBI's taxonomy places the organism in Eukaryota, Metazoa, Echinodermata, Echinoidea, Temnopleuroida, Toxopneustidae. Gene Ontology annotation, biological process: multicellular organism development; protein phosphorylation; positive regulation of kinase activity.